Messenger RNA from Electrophorus electricus (electric eel), 1823 nucleotides. It is a transcript of the gene elp6, whose product is annotated as elongator acetyltransferase complex subunit 6. Gene Ontology annotation, cellular component: elongator holoenzyme complex. Gene Ontology annotation, biological process: tRNA wobble uridine modification. The record is from RefSeq and is a predicted model, not a curated record. NCBI's taxonomy places the organism in Eukaryota, Metazoa, Chordata, Actinopteri, Gymnotiformes, Gymnotidae.
AUACGCCACUCAGUACUAUCCCUUCGGUACUAACGCCACCUGUCACUGAUUAUAGAUUUAGCUAGCUAAAGUUUGUUGUGCUUACGUUAUGGUUUGAUGGCGUAAGAACAUGCUAGUACAGUAAGAUAAGGUAUAAUCUUAAUUGUAAUGAGUGAGAGUUUUUCCCGUGUACUGUUGCCUAAUUAGUUGCUGAGGGGAAAAGUUGCUAGGCUAGCUAUGUUAGCUACCCAGGCUCGUUAGGUGAAUGAGGUACGCAAGACACAUUUUAAUCACUUUGAGGAGAUAUGUUGGACCAAUAAACGCUGAGUGGCGAGUUCCACUAGACACGUGUUUACCCCAGAGAUGUUUCCAGAACUAAACAGCAUUCUCAACACCAGCCCGGACAAUUUCAAAGAAAGAGAAUUUAUCGUGCUGUCUGACAAGCAGGCAGAUGCGUCUUUCCUAAUACAUCAUUACCUAACGUUCUACUUGCGAGCUCGCUGCAAAGUGUGCUUCUUGGGUCUUGUGCAGUCUUUCAGCCAUUACAGUGCUGUUAGCCAAAGGCUGGGGGUGAAUCUGACCCAGGCAAAGGAGAAGGGACAGCUAGUGUUUCUUGAAGCACUGAAGGCGUCUCCUGGAGUCCUGCUCAACAAGGGCACGAGUGAUGGCAUACAAACAUUUGAUUAUCUCAGGUCUCCAUUCCCUGAGCUGAGAGGACUGUUUGAGUUUGUGCACAGCUCCCUUACUGAGAGCGGGGAUGAUGACGGAAAGCCGUGGGGGCCGCCGGUGCUGUUGGUUGAUGACCUGAGUGUCCUGCUGAGUUUGGGUGUCAGUGUCGGGGCGAUACUUGACUUCACCCACUACUGCCAGGCCACCAUCUGCUCCCAGCUUCCGGGCACUAUGGUAGUUCUGGUUCGACGUGAUGAGGAGUGGGAUGAAGAAGAGUACAGUUCUGGUCAUCUCCUGCAGGGUGUCACUCAUCAGUGCAGCCUGUCUCUGCAUGUGGAAGGGCUUUCCACUGGUUUCUGCAGGGACAUACACGGACAGGUGGCGGUUUGGUGGCGAAAAAGAGGACAGAGUGCCCAGAGCCAGCGAAAGAUUUUUCAAUAUAAAGUUCAUGACAAGGGGGCAUCUUUCUUUGCCAGAGGAACUUCAAGCGCUGUUCUUUAAUAGUUUUCACCAUAAUACUACUUCUUGAAGACAGACUUGUUCUGUUAUUCUGACUUCAAACACAGUAUCAGUACAAAGUUCUUGACAGGUUCUUUCUCUAUAUGAAGGACUUUGAGCAUCAUUCGUGAUAAGAAUUUUGUUAUUCUGAUGUCACACUGGACUAUUGUUGAACUUUGGAUUACAGAAAUAUUUUUGCCUGUAGCAUGUAAAGUAUUGGCUAAUGGAGAAUAUAAAAACAACUGCUAUCUCUUGCCGUGGUGGGUUUAAAGUUUUUUUUUUUUUUUUUUUUUUUUGCUCAGGAUAAAUGGAGCACCAGAGUUGCAGCAGAUAUGUUUCUUGUGUUCAUGUUUCUCUUUUUAUGUAGUCUGUAUUGAUGUGAUGCUGUGUUUUAUAUUGAAACAUAAAAUGCACACGGUUUGAUAGCAAAACAUGAUACUCAUAUAAUUGCAAAACUUGUUUGUUAUGCAUGUGUGCUUUUCAGAAUGAAUGCUAGACCUCCAACACUUGUCUUUGAAUUGUAUUUAGAUGAAAUAGGCUUUAUUGUACAAUAAUGUAAGUGCAGUUUUCAUACGGGAAAAAACAUAAAAUUCUCAUUACAUAAACUUUUUAAACAUUUUUUUAAAAUGAUUAUACAGAUUUAUAAAAAAUCUAAUAAAGAUACAGCUCUGAUCGAA